GCGCCAGUAUUAAAUUUGUGACGUCAAGAGCUCCGCUUCGCGAGAAAUCCGAGGUUAACAUCCGCCAAGUGUACAGCUAUACAGAUAGAUAUAUAUAAGGCCCGACCCCGCCAGCAUCCCAAUUUGCAGUAAUCCUCUUUGCCAAUCCAAAAAACCAACGCCAAAAACCAAAUCAAGAUGGCCGCCCCAGCACCAGCACUCAAGGACCUGCCCAAGGUGGCCGAGAACCUGAAGAGCCAGUUGGAGGGCUUCAACCAGGACAAACUGAAGAACGCCAGCACCCAGGAGAAGAUCAUUCUCCCCACCGCCGAAGGUGAGUUAGUUGUUAGUGAAGGUCUGAUGGCAAACAAUGAAAAAAAUGAAACCCAAUCCUUUCGAAACGCAGAUGUGGCUGCCGAGAAGACCCAACAGUCGAUCUUUGAGGGCAUCACCGCUUUCAAUCAGAACAACUUGAAGCACACGGAGACCCACGAGAAGAACCCGUUGCCCGAUAAGGAAGCCAUCGAGCAGGAGAAGGAGAAGAAUCAGUUCAUCGCCGGCAUCGAGAACUUUGAUGCGAAAAAGUUGAAGCACACCGAGACCAACGAGAAGAACGUGCUGCCCACCAAGGAGGUGAUCGAGGCCGAGAAGCAGGCUUAAAAAGGGGGCUCCAAUGUGGUCCAAUCCGAUCCGAGAUCCGAGAUCGGAGAUCUGAGAUCCGAGAUCCGAUCCUCAGUCACCCCGUCUCUAUUUUUCGUCUCGCCGCAUCUCACUCUUUAUACGUAUAAAGCUAUUCCCUCUCUCAUUUUUCCACUGCUACCAAGUAAUUCGAACCGCUGCGCAUGCGCGUGGUUGCAAAAGUAUUUUACUAUUAUAUUCCGGUUGUUUUUUUUUUUUGCAUUAUUUUUUUAUAUAUAUACUUUUUGUAUUAACAAGCAAGAGAGCCAGUCUCAUUCCUACAGCGUAAUUAACAUAAAAUAAACCUUUGUCUAUCCCAUAUACUUGUGCAUAAAUGUUUCCAAAACACACGACACUCACACAUCAUCUUGAAAGGAAUGAAAAAUCGCAGAUACAAAGCAAUACGACAGCCAACUUACUCAAAACAUUUACACAAAA
Molecule: messenger RNA, 1095 nt
Organism: Drosophila suzukii
Lineage: Eukaryota; Metazoa; Arthropoda; Insecta; Diptera; Drosophilidae
Gene: cib
Product: thymosin beta cib
Biological process (GO): actin filament organization
Cellular component (GO): cytosol
Molecular function (GO): actin monomer binding
Source: RefSeq, a predicted model, not a curated record